Molecule: messenger RNA, 993 nt
Organism: Brassicogethes aeneus
Lineage: Eukaryota; Metazoa; Arthropoda; Insecta; Coleoptera; Nitidulidae
Source: the annotation of a GenBank genome assembly
AUGGAUAAUGUUAAAGAAUAUUUAGAUAAAUGGGGAUUAUCCCAUUUAUGGGAAACUUUUGAAGAAGAAAUCCCUAGCAACUGUGACAUUGAUAUCAUCUCAUCACCAGCAUUGUCUCAAGCUGAUAUCCCUAGCAACUGUGACAUUGAUAUCAUCUCAUCACCAGCAUUGUCUCAAGCUGAUACUAAGUCGUUAGGCGAGUUAAGUUCCAAUUGUUCGAGUUCUGCCUCCUUACUCAGCGAAACAAGGGAUUUUUUAGAAGACAGAGUGCUAAAAGAAAUACCUGUGCCUUAUAAAAGACAAAAUGCUUUUAUUGGUGACUUUUCAAACGAAACAGAACCUUUGACCUACGAAUUUGACCUAAAAAAAUUAGUAAAUAAAAGUGUAACGGGGCAACAAAUAUUACGGGCUGAUAACCUAACACCAGUUUUGCGCAAUAAUCUUGUUUCAAUAAUUAUUAACGAAGAGCUUAGAGUUCACUCGGAUAAAAGAAUUCCUACCUCACGAUUUAUUCAGUUAGCACGCCAUAUUAAACAAACAUUUCCAAAAGAAUCACUGGCUACUUAUUAUACUCCAUAUGAAAACGUUGAGGGAAAGUACAAACGUUGUGCAAAGGAAGAGGGUUUUGAGCAAAUUCUCGAAGAAAAUACCCAAGACGUUCAAAAUAUUGAUGAUCUAAUUCUAUGGCUGAAAAACAAUUAUGAGCCCUGGCCAACUGUGGUGGAACAUUGGCAAAAAACAUCAAAAAGGAGAUUAAAAGCCUAUACUGAUAGUGAAUCCAGUAUUUUUAAUUAUUUAAAAACGUUUCCUGCUCUUACAAGACCUCUUGGAUAUACAUUGUUUAAACCUCGUAAUGCGUUUCACAACACAUGUAACAAUCGCUCGAGGCCAAACCCUUUGAUGCCGCCCUUUUCUUUCGACAGUGCAGCGUAUAGAGAGAUCGUGCCGGAUAACUCCUGGUAUCUCUUUCGCAAUUACCAGAGAGCACUUUGA